GCGACGUCAUGUUCCGCAUCAACUGAUACUACAAAAGCCCAUUAUUCUCUCCAGGAACAUUCAACGGUCUCGAGAAGGACCAAAUUGGACUUGUACAUUCAAUUCUGCGUGUUCCGCUACCAAUACAGAAACCCAUCCAACUCCGCGCGACUCGGAGCUCCGCCUGUGAUUGAUCCGGAACGGCCGUACCUCGAUCGAUCCUAAUAGAAUCCAACGCCUCUUAGUUUUCCUACGUCGUCGUAUACUAUACUACCGUCGACAAUAUGAGCAGCCGCGAACCUCUUCCCUCGUCUUUCGACGACCAUCCUGAAUUCAAGGAGGAAUCGUCUUUUCAAAAGUUCACCAGAAGACUCAAGGAGGAACCCUUGAUCCCGCUCGGAUGCGCCGCAACAUGCUACGCCCUAUACCGCGCCUACCGCUCAAUGAAAGCCCGUGACUCUGUGGAAAUGAACCGGAUGUUCCGCGCCCGUAUCUACGCCCAAGGAUUCACCCUCGUCGCCAUCGUCGCCGGAGGCAUGUAUUUCAAGACGGAACGUCAGCAGCGCCGCGAAUUCGAGAAAGCAGUCGAGGUACGGAGGUCCCAGGAGAAGCGCGAUGCGUGGCUGCGGGAACUGGAAAUCCGUGAUAAGGAGGAUCGGGACUGGAGGGAGAGGCAUGCUGCUAUGGAGGCGGCUGCUAAGGAAGCGGAGCGGAAGGGGGCUGCUAAGGCGGCGCUUGAGCAGGAUACCGCUCGGUCUGCUCUGGAGCCUGGUGAUGAGAAAAGGUCGCUUGGGGUAUUAGAUGCUGUGAGGGAUAUGGCGUCGAGGGGGGGGUAAGGUUGAAAUGGGUUGGGUGGAUUGAUAUGGCAGACUGAUCUGUUUGGUUGUUUAUAUCAUUGUACAUGUGUUGGAUCUUCUAGAGCAUUGAUUCCCUUCUCUUUAUGUGUGUUUAUGUCUUUCUGCUUUGAUUGCAAGUUGUUCUGAAGAUAGCUCCAUCGAGACGCACCACAUUGUAUCCAGGCCGAUAUUGAGCCAGCUAAUAUCCCCACAACCCUUUUCCCGUCUGGGUAUUUGAAUUGCCCUUUAAAAGUGAAAGUCUACCUCGGUCGGCUGUCUAUAUAAGCUAGGUGGAGUAGACAACAACCUCUUGAUCUAUCCCCAAAGACACUUGAUUUAUCACUU
This is a messenger RNA of Aspergillus glaucus CBS 516.65, 1160 nucleotides long. RefSeq names its product respiratory supercomplex assembly factor RCF1 (gene rcf1). Gene Ontology annotation, cellular component: mitochondrion. Gene Ontology annotation, biological process: mitochondrial respirasome assembly. Lineage: Eukaryota; Fungi; Ascomycota; Eurotiomycetes; Eurotiales; Aspergillaceae. The transcript has 3 exons. Bases 264 to 815 code for a protein of 183 amino acids. The record is from RefSeq and is a predicted model, not a curated record.